AUGCUUCAUGCAGUGUUGUAUUUACAAUUCUGCACAGCAGCAAGUAGGCAUCUGAAAGCAUGGGGAACUCACAAGUGAUGAAAGAUCCUUUUAAAGCACAGCGUUCCGUGGCGUAGCUGCUAGCACGGCGAGCACAGCAUGUUCAGUGUGGAAGAUCUCUUAGUGUCUCAUGGAUACAGAGUGUCUAAAAACUCACUUUCUACGUAUCAGACCAGGAGUGACGGAUGUCAGGUUGAGUCGACAGAUAACAGGUCUGGCAACAAUGUGACAUUGAAUGGUUAUCAGACGGACCCGGAGGUCUUUGAUGCAAACCCAAAUCCUCUUGCUAAAAGCCACUUGGAGAGUGACUAUGAAAAGGGUUGUAUGAACAAGAGAAGGCAGAUACAUUCUGUUGGGUAUCCCAAAGGCCAACAAUGUUUCGAGCCAUGUCAUAAUUCGGAAACAGGGUUCCCUGACAGACCUCAACCUGAACGGUCCUGUUGGACAAAGACCAGUAAGGAUGUCCAGUACUGGAGAAGAAGAGCCCAAGACUUCAGCGUUUUAUUAGGACAAGGAGAGGAUGGAGGAGCAGUGGACAAGAUAAUAACAUCGGAUAUUGGAGGAAAACGGGAGUGCAGUAUUGUUGAAAGAAAUGUCACUGAUGGCAGUAACGUAGUAAACAUGGAAAAUGGAAGGAACAACAUGAUCUUUAAGCACUGGAAACAACCUCUUGAAGACAGGCAGGAACAUGCAAACAAAAACAUUACAAAAGAUUUUAAAGCAUCCGGGAGAGAAGGGUCAGAUGCAAGUAGUGAAAAAUCACCACAAGAAUUCAUCUCAGCUACUCAUGGAGACAAAGCACUUGUGUGUCAUAAUAAGCUAAAACCACAGUUGUUGCCAAAAGUUAUUUCCCCUGAAAUUGUAAGGCCUGCGAAUAUUCCCUCGGUUACAGGUGAUAAUUCUCCAUUGAAACACGAAAUAACACAAUUACAGGAUAAAUAUGUUGCAAGUAACGAUUGUAGACGCAAUUCAUUUUCAAAGCCGAAAUAUAGUCGACCAUCAAAGCCUCCGUCAUAUGAACUUCACCAGCAAACCUGGGGUGCUGUUGAAUCUAGUGAAAGUCCAGACAGUCAAAAAGAUGAACAGCUUUUGUUUUCUGGCAAAGUAGAAACUUCCCUAGAACCCUGUUUUCAAGAGACAUGCCUUGAGCCACCCAUUUAUAUACCACCGCCAUCUUACAAGUCUCCUCCUCUUCAAAAUGCUACUAAUCAGUCUUUUAUUAAAGUGCCUAAAGUUGGAGACUGUUGUCGCCAAAUUUACCCGGUGGAGAAAACCAGCACAAGUAAUAAAGCACUUACUAGUUUCCCAGGAAAUAAUGUUCCUUACGACAAACAAGUCAACCACGGACACGGUGACAACUGUAAAGAGUGCAUACAGUAUAUUUCUUUUGAUGACCCUUGUAUAAAGCAUAUUGCAGUGCCACAUGACAAAGAAAAGCAGGACCGUAGUAAAAAGCGCAUUGAAAUUAAGGAAUCUAAAAAUCAGGAAAGUAAUGUCCAAAAGAGAGAGAGAGUCAGUGCCUUUACCAAAUCCAAAAAUGGUGGGAACAAUUACGUGAAAAGAGAAGGUAUCAAGCACAAGCAAUGGUUACACGUCUCGAUUCCAGAUCAAAUGCGUUAUCCAUUGCCAGAAUAUAGAGAUGGGUCUACAGCAUGCAGUUUACCUGAUGACCAUGAACCUACUCACAAGCUAUCACUAAAAAAGACCCACUCCGACAGUGCUUGUGAAACUGUAACUAAAGUUAAAAAGUUUGGGCCUGACACCUAUCUUCGGAGCAAAAGAAAUUCGAAGAGAAGGCUAAAUGAAACAAUAUUUUGCUUGGUAUCUAUUCCAGUAAAAUCUGAUUCGGCCUCGUCAGAAAUUAGUAAGAAUAACAAAGGUUUAGCAGACGCUACAGAGAGGAUGAACAUGCUAAAACACAGCAGUGGGGGUCUGCCCGAGCAAAUGCUUUUAAGUACAUCUUCCAGUGACUUGGAGCUACAAACACUUACAGGAAGUAUGAACAAUAAUUCUGAGCUACUAAAGCAAGCACAGUCCAAAACAGAGGAAAACAAACAGGCAAAUGACCUCACAUCAGUUGAGCAGAGGAAACAUCGAGAACUUGCAUAUUCUGGUUCCUGGCCAGGUGACCAGUACAAAGAUCAGCAAACCCAAACUGUGUUUACAGAUAUACAAAAUUCAACGUUUUGUGAUGGUUCAAAAUCUAACGAACAGCACACAAAAUGUUCGGCGUCCAACUGUGGUCCAGCUGAGUUAAUACUAGCUCCAGAAAAUGUCAGGCACAAUAUGUACAGUAUGAAAGGCCAGAUGAGUCUUAGUCCUUCUAGCAACAGUGCAUUUUCAAGGACAUCCUCAUUAAUGACACAUAUAACUAAAGUAGAACCAUGCCAAAGGCUGGAGUUGUCAAAUGAGAACGCAAACGGAAAAGAAAAACUAGCAGUUGGUAAAUGUGAAAAGAAUGAGAUUGAGGAAGGAAUUUUUUGCAAUAAGAAAGAGGUUUUCGGUCAGUUUCUUUUGAAACCGGUCAAUCGUCGACCCUGGGAUGCAAUAAGUGAAUUGGAAAGUUUAAAUAAAGAGUUUCAAGAACAGGAACGUGCUAACGAGGGUGACAAAAAUGUUGCAAAGGACGAAACGAAGGAAGUCCCAAUGGAAAUCUGUACAACAAAAAAUGCCACUGAGAGCGAAAUGGCGAGUAGCCAUCAGAACGUGCUAAAAAUACAAGAGAUUCCAGCAUUUGAGCAGUUGCAAGAGAAACGUAAAUCAGAAAGUUGGUGCACAGAAAAGUUAAUACAUGACAAUAAAGAAAACGGAGAUAAAUUACAAAAAUGUGCCAAAAUGAAAAACAUCAAAAGUAAGUCUGGAAAGUUGCUAGAUGAAUGUGUGACAAAAGAAGUACAGUUUCAAAGCAAAAUAACUGAAAAUGCCACCGGCAUAAGUCAUUCUGUUACACCCAAUGUGCACCACAUUAAAUUAAAAAUUCAUACACACUCAAGUCAAGUACACAAUGAUAAAAGUCAAUGUGCUCCCGUAGCUAAUUCAUAUUAUUUUAGAGAAGAUAAAAAGUAUUUUGAGCGUCCAGCUGUGGAUGUUAUUAAAAUGACCUCUACAAAAUUUGGUGAAGUUAGUGAUACAAUGAAAAAACUUUCACAAGAAGACAAGAAUCAUGGGCAAUCUGUUCCUGAUUUAACAAAACAAGCUGACGACGGAAACCAUAAUGGAGAGUUAUACGAAAUGAACAAUGAUUCAGACAUUCCCGAGAACGAAUCACUUUAUGAACGAGCUGCCAGAAUUUUAGGAAUUGAUGUAGCAGGAGAUACUUUAGUGUCUCCUGGGUGUUCAGAAGCUCAAAGUCCAGAAAAUUUUACUUCCAAUGGGAGAGGUCAACUGGAGGAGAAGACAAAAGAGAAAUUUUGUGAAGUUUCCUUUUCUAUGAAGGAAACAUCUGGAGUUUUUAGUAAUUUUCAUCAUUCACCUACAGAUACAGAGAGACCUGGACAAAAGCUCAUGAACUUUGAACAAGGUCAGGUAUCACCACUGUCCAGCUCUCUGCACGGUGAGCUGAAUGUGUCCCGUAAUGCUGAAAAAAGAGUCAGGAACACAUCAAAGAUGAUUGAAACCUUACAAGGAAAGCUUGCGUCCACACCUGUACGCACGGCCGUUGAUCGUUUGGCCCGCAUGAAAGAAGUUGACUCAGUUUCUCGUAUGAGACGAUUAAGCAUUAAAAGCACAGAUUCAGGAGAUGAAGUAGAUGAAGAAAAGCAAUUGUACAGAGUACAAGAAACAGGAGCACGCAAAUUUUCCGCUGGUGCCAUUUACAAACGGGUUAUAUCACUUGAUGAAAGUCUUCUAAUAACAAAAAGCAGAGAUACUUUGGAUUUGUCUUUUGCUGAUGCCUAUGAUCCAGCCAGGGUUGAAAGAGUUUAAUCUGAAAUAUAGAGCAUAAAGAUGAGUAUAAUCAAGUCCAUGAGGUGCCAGGAGACAUGAAGUCACAGCAGUGGAAGGCCACGUUUUCUCUUUUUUUGGUAUUAACUAAAAAAAAAAAACAUGUUUUCUCCUAAGUUAUUUAUGGCAUGCCUGCGUAUACUGCCUUUAAUACUGCCAAAACAUUAUUACUCAUUGUAAUCUCAUAAUAUAUAAGCUAUAUUUCGGUGAUAAUAAGGAAAAACAAUUCAUAUGUCCUUAUGUAAUCUGAGAGAAGCACAGAUUCCCAGCCAAAUCAAACCAAUGUCGUUUGAUAAAGUUCAAAUAAGUAACAAGUUUAAUUUCUGUUUUGUUUCUUUGCUUUCUUUUUAACUCUUACGUUACAUUAUGCUGUUCUUCUGAAUGUAAUAUUGAACUGUGAACAACAAUUAAGAUAGAGGCAACUAGUGAGUUAACAUUUAUAUAUAUAUAUAGAUAGAUAUUCUGAAUGUAAUACUCUCUGACGCAUUUCAUAGACUUUCUAUGACCAUUGUAUGCCUACAGGAGAUAAGGAGAUAUAUUUAGUGUUAAUUUUGCUUGUGUUUGCAAAACAUGAAAUGAAUUGCAAUUAUCCAAAUUACUGGAUGUGAUAACUGAUGAUUGACAGAACAUUUGUAUGGUUGAAAAUAAUCUUUUAUGCAUAUUUUUUUAUUAUCUGUAUUUGGACAAAAGCCUGGCAAGAAUGAGUACCGGUAUAUAUAAUUGGACAGUUUUCUGUGUCGUUGGAUGCAACAAAUAUUUUUCACUAGGCUAGAGUGUUGCAUUUAAAAUACAUUGUAUAUGUAUGUAUGAUAUAUGUGCAUAUACAUAUAGAGAGGUAGCACUUUAUGUAUACAAAGUAAGUUGGUCUCUUUUGACAAGUGAUUUCACAGUAAGGAACAAGCUUUUAUGUGUAUAAUUUGUCUGUUGAGAACCAAGGGGGGCUAGACGUCAGAAAUCUUGAAAUACAUCACAACAUGAAAACAAUGUAUUUCUCAUCUUAAUGGAUGGCGUCGAAAAGCACUUUCAAAUAAGGUAAUUUAACAACGAAUGCAUUAAACAAAUUCACCUUUUCACAGAGGUAUGGUAGAGCCACAAAUUGUUAUGUGACGUGCGUUACUGUCACACGGACAAGAGAAUAAAGACAAUCUCUUUUGCUUGUGGAAUAAGAAAGCAGGGUUUGAAAGAAUACAGUUACAAAGCUACGAUCUUUGUGAUUAUCUGACAAUAC
Messenger RNA from Pelobates fuscus (common spadefoot toad), 5209 nucleotides. It is a transcript of the gene JCAD, whose product is annotated as junctional cadherin 5 associated. Bases 139 to 3963 code for a protein of 1274 amino acids. Gene Ontology annotation, biological process: positive regulation of blood vessel endothelial cell proliferation involved in sprouting angiogenesis. The record is from RefSeq and is a predicted model, not a curated record. The transcript is spliced from 4 exons. Lineage: Eukaryota; Metazoa; Chordata; Amphibia; Anura; Pelobatidae. Gene Ontology annotation, cellular component: adherens junction; ruffle membrane.